Molecule: messenger RNA, 1337 nt
Organism: Rhodofomes roseus
Lineage: Eukaryota; Fungi; Basidiomycota; Agaricomycetes; Polyporales; Fomitopsidaceae
Exons: 4
Coding region: 78-1127 (349 amino acids)
Source: RefSeq, a predicted model, not a curated record
AAUGUCUCUGUACACGCGGUAUUGAUAGACUGAACUCAUAAUGGAAACUAGCCUUCCAAGGGCGCUGUUAUAUAUAUAUGCAGGCACCACCCUCCUACGACAGGACUGUCAUCGAGCAGCGGAACAAGUCUCUGGAUUCAGUCAAGCCAUGGGGGCCCGCUGUUGAUGCCAAUGAUGAACAUGAAACAUUCUCCCUCGACAAGUUGAAUGAGUUCGAGAGCACCGAUUUCGACCGAGCUUCUCGCAAAGCGCCUGCCGCACAGAACCAGACUCACAGACGGAAAGCUUCCGACUCCGCCGAGGGAAGCUCUCCGCGGAAGAAGCAACGACUCGGACUCCCAGAUAUAUCCCUACACAGUGCCAUUCCUCGACCACACUUUUAUUUUCCGCCAGAUGAUAUCCUUGCGGUCCCGGCCCCCGAGAUAGGAUUGGACAGGUAUCUUACCAAGAACCCGCCCUUUCCCAUCCCGCCUCGCACAUAUUACUCGAUGCACAAGGCUCUGGACGAAAAAUAUGCCAGAACAGCAUGGAUUGUGCCCAUACGCGGGACCCCACCAUGGCAAGGCUGCACACCGGCCUCCGUCCUCGAGCCCGGGCAGGCUUCAAACAGGACCAUGUCGGAGAUGUUCCAUCCGCGCGCCCCUGAGAAUUAUGCCCCAGGAAACCUGCCGGCGGGACAUAUCAUCUGGACGCAUGAUGCUCUCGCAGCAUUCUGGGGCUUCCUCCUCGACGUCCGUAGUGGCGGCGCUCUCGGAGCUAUCUCACUCUCAUUCAACCCAGCGCCUCCGCCGCAACUCGAGUCCUCGACGUCUUCGGCCGUAGGUGGCCGCAAUGCCGCCGGACGUGCGGUCUCGAGCGACCCGUCAACUGCCAGGGGCUCGUCCAGCAAUGCUGUUCAGAACACCCACCCAACGCUUCUCGGCAUGGAUCACUUCAAGAUCUACCAUGACACCCGCUACUCGAUGCACCUGCGCCGUGUUCUGCACGCGUGGAGCUUCGAAAUUCGCAACUCGGAGGCCGUGGAGGAAAUAUUCGGCGACGCUCUUCCUUCUACCAAGAUACGAUUGUUCAAGGGCGCGAGAUUGGUUCUGCUUGACGGGAGGUCGAAAGGAUUAUUGACUAUGUGAUAUGUAUGUCUUCGACAAAUGGUGCGCUGCACCGCGUGCCUCGUCAAGGAAAUCACGACCGGCUUGAGCGUUUCGGUUCCUACCGGGACCCAGGCACUGUUCUUCUCACACUACUGCUGACUUGGCUCUGCGGGUGGCUCUUUCUAUGGCGGCGGUGCCGGGAUGCCGGGGGCGUGGACGCGGGAAGCGCCGGCUGCGCCCUACGCUGCG